AUCUAUUACUCGAUCUUAUUAUCGCAAUGCCGUCGGUGCCUUGUUGGUUUUUGACAUAACCAACCGUGAGUCUUUCUCUCAUAUCUCUGGAUGGUUCGAGGACGCUGCAAUGAACAUGAAGUGCCGCUCUCCGAGCUUUAUUUUAGUUGGCCAGAAGGCUGAUUUGGCAUCAGCGCGAGAGGUCUGUUUAUGUAUUCUUAUCCCAGCCAUACUUCCUGUUCGUGAUCCUUAG
Messenger RNA from Dibothriocephalus latus, 232 nucleotides. The record is from the annotation of a GenBank genome assembly. Lineage: Eukaryota; Metazoa; Platyhelminthes; Cestoda; Diphyllobothriidea; Diphyllobothriidae.